CUACGCAAACAUGGAAAUCUUCCAAGAACCUCGCUUGCCCCCAGGGCUCAGAGGGUGGCAGAGCGGAGAGCGAAGGUGGCCGCAGCCUUCCCGGCCCCACAGCCAGCCUGGCUCCGGCUGGGCAGGAGUGCAGAGCUCGGCUGGAGGCGGAGGGGGAAGUGCCCAGGAGGCUGAUGACAUCACCACCCAGCCCUUGAAAGAUGAGCUGUUCCCGCCGCCACUCCAGCUCUGGCUUCUGGGCUCCGAGGAGGGGUGGGGACGGUGGGGACAUCAGGCUGCCCCACAGUACCCAGGGAGCGACCGAAGUGCCCAUGCCGCUUGCUCUAGAGAAGCCCAGGUGUGGCCUCACUCACAUCCCACUCUGAGUCCAAAUGUUCUCUCCCUGGAAGAUACCAAUGUUUCUGUCUGUUCGUGAGGACUCCGUGCCCACCACGACCUCUUUCAGGUGAGGUAAUUGUGGUUCAAGGACGUUAAGUAACUUCCCCAGCAUCACACGGCUUAUAAGUAAGGCAGCCAGGAUGUGAACCCAGUAGGACUAUCUGGCUCCAAAGUCCCCACCCUCCCUCGCCAUCUGCAUCCUCCGAUCAUCUUCAGUGCUUUGCUGAUAGAAGCGCCGACAUGCUCAAUGUCACCUUGCAAGGGCCCACUCUUAACGGGACCUUUGCCCAGAGCAAAUGCCCCCAAGUGGAGUGGCUGGGCUGGCUCAACACCAUCCAGCCCCCCUUCCUCUGGGUGCUGUUCGUGCUGGCCACCCUAGAGAACAUCUUUGUCCUCAGCGUCUUCUGCCUGCACAAGAGCAGCUGCACAGUGGCAGAGAUCUACCUGGGGAACCUGGCCGCAGCGGACCUGAUCCUGGCCUGCGGGCUGCCCUUCUGGGCCAUCACCAUCUCCAACAACUUCGACUGGCUCUUUGGGGAGACACUCUGCCGCGUGGUGAAUGCCAUUAUCUACAUGAACCUGUACAGCAGCAUCUGUUUCCUGAUGCUGGUGAGCAUCGACCGCUACCUGGCCCUGGUGAAAACCAUGUCCAUGGGCCGGAUGCGCGGCGUGCGCUGGGCCAAGCUCUACAGCUUGGUGAUUUGGGGAUGCACGCUGCUCCUGAGCUCACCCAUGCUGGUGUUCCGGACCAUGAAGGAGUAUAGCGAUGAGGGCCACAACGUCACUGCUUGCGUCAUCAGCUACCCAUCCCUCAUCUGGGAAGUGUUCACCAACAUGCUCCUGAAUGUCGUAGGCUUCCUGCUGCCCCUGAGCGUCAUCACCUUCUGCACAAUGCAGAUCAUGCAGGUGCUGCGGAACAACGAGAUGCAGAAGUUCAAGGAGAUCCAGACGGAGAGGAGGGCCACGGUGCUAGUCCUGGUUGUGCUGCUGCUGUUCAUCAUCUGCUGGCUGCCCUUCCAGAUCAGCACCUUCCUGGACACGCUGCAUCGCCUCGGCAUCCUCUCCAGCUGCCAGGACGAGCGCAUCAUCGAUGUAAUCACACAGAUCGCCUCCUUCAUGGCCUACAGCAACAGCUGCCUCAACCCACUGGUGUACGUGAUCGUGGGCAAGCGCUUCCGAAAGAAGUCUUGGGAGGUGUACCAGGGAGUGUGCCAGAAAGGGGGCUGCAGGUCAGAACCCAUUCAGAUGGAGAACUCCAUGGGCACACUGCGGACCUCCAUCUCGGUGGAACGCCAGAUUCACAAACUGCAGGACUGGGCAGGGAGCAGACAGUGAGCAAAUGCCAGCAGGGCUGCUGUGAAUUUGUGUAAGGAUUGAGGGACAGUUGCUUUUCAGCAUGGGCCCAGGAAUGCCAAGGAGACAUCCAUGCAUGACCUUGGGAAAUGAGUUGAUGUCUCCAUUAAAACACCGGAGAGUAAUUCCUGCCCUGUCCAAUUUUGCAGGGAGCAUGGCUGUGAGGAUGGGGUGAACUCAUGCACAGCCAAGGACUCCAUAAACACGACAGCAUUACUGUUCUUAUUUGCUGCCACGCCUGAGCCAGCCUGCUCCUUCCCAGGAGUGGAGGAGGCCUGGGGGCAGGGAGAGGAGUGACUGAGCUUCCCUCCCAUGUGGUCUCCGUCCCUGUCCCAGCAAGACAACUUAGAUCUCCAGGAGAACCGCCAUCCAGCUUUGGUGCAAUGGCUGAGUGCACAGGUGAAUUGUUGCCCUGGGUUUCUUUAAUCUAUUCAGCUAGAACUUUGGAGGACAAUUUCUUGCAUUAAUGAAGGUUAAGCUCUGAGGGGUCCCUGAUAAGAACCUGGAGACCAGGAUUUUAUGGCUCCCCUCACUGAUGGACAAGGAGGUCUGUGCCAAAGAAGAGUCCAAUAAGCAGAUAUUGAGCACUUGCUGUAUAUGCAGUAUUGAGGACUGUAGGCAAGAGGGAAGAAAGAGAAGGAGCCAUCUCCAUCUUGAAGGAACUCAAAGACUCAAGUGGGAACGACUGGGCACUGCCACCACCAGAAAGCUGUUCGACCAGAUGGUCGAGCAGGGUGCUGUGGGUGAUAUGGACAGCAGAAGGGGGAGACCAAGGUUCCAGCUCAACCAAUAACUAUUGCACAACCACCUGUCCCUGCCUCAGUUCCCUCUUCUGUAACAUGAAGUCGUUGUGAGGAUUAAAGGCAGUAACAGGUAUAAAAGUACUUAGAAAAGCAAAGGGUGCUAUGUACAUGUGAGGCAUUAUUAUGCAGAUGUAACUGGGAUAUGUUUACUAUAAGGAAAAGACACUGAGGUUUAGAAAUAGCUCCGUGGAGCAGAAUCUGUAUUGGGAGCCGGUGGCGGUGUGAAGCACCAGUGUCUGGCACACAGUAGGUGCUCAUUGGCUCCCUUCCACCUGUCAUUCCCACCACCCUGAGGCCCCCACCGCCACACACACAUGAGCAUUUGGAGAGAAGGCCAUGUCUUCAAAGUUUGAUUUGUGAUGAGGCAGAGGAAGAUAUCUCUAAUCGGUCUUGCCCAGAGGAUCACAGUGCUGAGACCCCCCCACUGCCAGCCGGUACCUGGGAAGGGGGAGAGUGCAGGCCUGCUCAGGGACUGUUCCUGUCUCAUCAACCAAGGGAUUGUUCCUGCCAAUCAAUGGUUUAUUGGAAGGUGGCCCAGUAUGAGCCCUAGAACAGUGUGAAAAGGAAUGGCAAUGGUGUUCACCAUCGGCAGUGCCAGGGCAGCCCUCAUUCACUUCAUAAAUGAAUAUUUAUUAGCUGGUUGGAGAGCUAGAACCUGGAGAACUAGAACCUGGAGGGCUAGAACCUGGAGAGGCUAGAACCUAGAGGGGCUAGAACCUAGAGAAGCUAAAACCCGGAGAGCUAGAAGCUGGAGGACUAGAACCUGGAGGGCUGGAAUCUGGAGAGCUAGAACCUGGAGGGCCAGAACCUGGAGGGCUAGAACCUAGAAGGGCUAGAACCUGGAGGGCUAGAACCUGGCAGGCUAGAACCUAGAAGGGCUAGAACCUGAAGAGCUGGAACCUGGAGGGCUAGAACCUGGAAGGGCUAGAACCUGUAGAGCUAGAACAUGGAGAGCUAGAACCCGGCAGGCUAGAACCUGGCAAGCUAGAACCUGGAGGGAAUGAACCUGGAGGGCUAGAACCUGGAGAAUGAGAAAAAUUUACAUGGCAAAGAGCCCAUAAAUCCUGACCAAUCCAACUCUGAAUUUUAAAGCAAAAGCGUCAAUAUAAGAUUCCCUCCUUACCCCCAACCCACUCUUUUUUCCCACCACCCACUCUCCUCUGCCUCAAUAAGUAUCUGGAGAAAGAAAACAGGUGAAAGAAGAAGUAAAAACCAUUUAGUAUUAGUAUUAGAAUGAAGUCAAACUGUGCUACCCAUGGUGAAUGGAAAAAAAAAAAAAAGAGGCUGUGUUUUGUCACACAGGGCAGUCAUUCAUCAGCAGAGCACGUGAUGGUCUGAGACUCUCUUAGGAGCAGAGUUCUGCGCAAUAGCCAUGUGGGGAUCCACACGUGGUCUGAGGGGCAACUGAGUCUGCGGGAGAAGAGCUGCCCUGUGCAUGGUGUAGAUGCCCUGAUAAAGAACAUCUGCCCUGUGAAAGACCCAAUGAGCUGUUAUGUUGUCAACAGGAAGCAUUUCACAUCCAAUGAGAAGCAUUUCACAUCCAUGAGAAAAUCAUGUAAACAUGUGUCUUUUCUGUAUUAUGUAUUCUGUAUUAUGCUGUAGAGCAUAAUAAAUGGAUGAGGUUUUUGCA
Messenger RNA from Pongo pygmaeus (Bornean orangutan), 4164 nucleotides. RefSeq names its product bradykinin receptor B2 (gene BDKRB2). Bases 619 to 1713 code for a protein of 364 amino acids. Lineage: Eukaryota; Metazoa; Chordata; Mammalia; Primates; Hominidae. The record is from RefSeq and is a predicted model, not a curated record. Gene Ontology annotation, molecular function: C-C chemokine binding; C-C chemokine receptor activity; bradykinin receptor activity. Gene Ontology annotation, cellular component: membrane; external side of plasma membrane. Gene Ontology annotation, biological process: G protein-coupled receptor signaling pathway; vasoconstriction; positive regulation of cytosolic calcium ion concentration. The transcript has 4 exons.